UCGUGCAAGGCAAGUGGCCGGCAGAGGAUGAAAAAUUGAAAUUGAUGUUUUGCCUCAAACAUAAACAUUUUUAAUUUUUCGUGUGGACAGUCUGUCGCUGUGUUGUAUUGUUUGACAAUAUUUCCUUGAGUUUGCCGUACGAAACACAAUGCCACUUCCAGCUGCUCUUGCAGCGAGGUUGGCAAAGAGAGGUCUUGUCAAACCUGCUGAAAUUGAAGCAAGAGAACAUGAUAAAAGAGAAGUGGAAGAAGUUAUUGCAGAAGAUUAUGAUGAAAGGGAAAGAGACAGAUUGGGUGGUAUGGAUGACGACGACCCAAUGAAUGUCGCAAACCUCGAGAAGAAAUUUCAGGGUCAUCCAGGGUGUCCCAAUAAAUACAACAUAUAUCAUGACUGCACCAAGGCGUGUGCCGAACUUUGGGGUGGAGGAAAGCUCGAACCUGAUGCUCGCUAUUUAAGGAAAAAAAAUAAAAUGUUAAAGAAGUAUCCACUGCCAGAAAGCUGGAAAGAAGUUUAUGAUCCUGGCCUGGGGCGGCACUACUACUGGGAUACAGACACAGAUGUGGUUUCCUGGUUGCCUCCCACACAUCCCAAGGCUUCUGUAUCCAUGUGUGCAGCUAAUCUUCGUGAAGAAAGACACUUAGCUGAAGGAGAUCAUGAUGAUGAAGAUGAGGAUGACGAGGAAGAGGAAGAAGAAAAGGAUGAUGCGCCUGAAGAAAUGGAUGAGGACAAAGAUCAAGAGGAUGCCAUUGCUGAACGAAAGCGCAGGCAAAGGGAGGAGCGUGAGCGCAUUAGAGCCCGUGGCCGUACGAAGGUUCGGGACAAUGACUUAGAUCCCAUGGAUCCUGCAUCAUACUCUGAUAUUCCCAGGGGUACAUGGUCUACUGGUUUGCCUCAGCAAAAUGAGGCUAAGACAGGAGUGGACAUGACAGCAUCAGGACCUCUGUACCAAAUGCGUCCCUAUCCUAGUCCUGGUGCAGUUCUUAGAGCUAACAAGAAGCCGCCUCCCAAAACUGACAAGAAAGUCUCUUUGCCUGAGCUUCCAUAAUUGAUAAAAGGACCCUGUCUCACAGCUUAAGAGUUAAUUUGACCUCAGUUUAACACUGUGACUCAAGUGUUAAAAAAAGUGUUUUUGCAUUUGAUUGUAUGAUAUGAACUUUGUAAAUAAAUUAAAAAAUUUGAACAGCA
Thrips palmi is the source of this 1185-nucleotide messenger RNA. It is a transcript of the gene PQBP1, whose product is annotated as polyglutamine-binding protein 1. The coding region runs from base 149 to 1045 and encodes 298 amino acids. Gene Ontology annotation, molecular function: protein binding; ribonucleoprotein complex binding. Gene Ontology annotation, biological process: alternative mRNA splicing, via spliceosome. Gene Ontology annotation, cellular component: nuclear body; cytoplasm. The record is from RefSeq and is a predicted model, not a curated record. Lineage: Eukaryota; Metazoa; Arthropoda; Insecta; Thysanoptera; Thripidae. The transcript is spliced from 6 exons.